Staurois parvus is the source of this 1487-nucleotide messenger RNA. NCBI's taxonomy places the organism in Eukaryota, Metazoa, Chordata, Amphibia, Anura, Ranidae. The record is from the annotation of a GenBank genome assembly.
AGGUUCUAACUGCAUUCUUUCACAUGACCCACUAGAUGAUGUUAUGGAGUUAAUAAGCAAUGAUUCUGUAAAUACAAGAACGCAGAGCGAUAUGGUCUCCUUUCCUAUGUUACCCGAUCAUGUUCCAUGUGGAGGUCUCCUUGAUACAGUUACCAUCAACCAACUCCCAGCAGAACCAACUGUUUCCCCUGAAUGGCAACCAUGCCAGACCUCUGCACUACCCACCCUGAUAAUCAAGGAACAGCCAAAGCAGCGGGGAAUGCGCUUCCGGUACAAGUGCGAGGGUAGGUCUGCCGGGAGCAUCCUGGGGGAAAGCAGCAAUGAUCAAACCAAGACCCUUCCUUCAAUACAGCUGUUAAACUGUGAGGCAAUCCGGGAUGUUCAUGUUAGCGUCUGUCUGGUGUGGAAGGACUCUCCUCAUCGUGUCCACCCACACUCCCUUGUGGGGAAAGACUGCCAUGAUGGCAUCUGUGAAGUCGUACUGCACCCAAAUGAUGGAGAGACUGAACAUUGUUUUAGUAACCUUGGAAUCCAAUGUGUUCGGAAAAAGGAAAUUGAGUCAUCGGUUAAAGCCAGGCUAAAUUUGGGGAUAGACCCCUAUAAUGCUGGCAUGUGGCGGCACCAUGAAGAGGUUGAUCUAAACGUGGUCAGGCUUUGUUUUCAGGCUUGGUAUAUGUCACUUGCAGCACAACGAAUGACAAUUGGACCUGUGUUGUCAGAGCCUGUGUACGAUAAGAAAUCCACAAAUACUUCAGAACUGAAGAUAUGCCGGAUGAAUAAAGAGUUUGGCCACUGUGAAGGGGGAGAAGAGUUGUACAUCCUGUGUGACAAGGUGCAGAAAGAGGACAUCAAGGUGGUAUUUUUCUGACAGUACAUGGGAGGCCUGCGCCAAUUUCUCCCAGGCUGAUGUGCACAGACAAAUCGCCAUCGUUCUCAAGACACCACCAUACCAUGAUUUGCAUAUCUGUGGCCCAGCAACUGUGCAAGUCUGCCUACAGAGGAUCACAGACGGCAUCCGCAGCGAUGGAGUGAAUUUCACAUACAUGCCACGUGAUGGAGAUUCCUAUGGACUGCGCAGAAAGCGACCCCGCCUCUCUUCUGUGCUGGAUGAGUUUGAUGGCCCCGACCCACAUGGGAUUGAGAGCAGGAGACGGCAAGCAAGACCUGACUACACAGAAUACAUAACCCCCCAAUCAGAUUAUUCGAUGCUCCCUGGUAUUGAUAUUAAUAUCUUGGCUGACACCCAUUUUCUUCAAGAUUAUAACACACAGGUUGAAGACACACAUUCAAACCUUGACAUCUAUAACACAUGGACCACUGAUCUAGAGGAACAAACAACUGCAAGUCAUUUUGAAGGCAUUCAAUCUUUCAGUGAUGGAGAGGGCACAGCCAGCUUGGUUGGGCACAGUAUCAACCUUACUGGAGAGCAGGAACGGAUGUAUUCAGACUGCUCCUACUUAGAUGAUGUGAGAAUGGGUGGUUGUUGA